Molecule: messenger RNA, 1467 nt
Organism: Aspergillus lentulus
Lineage: Eukaryota; Fungi; Ascomycota; Eurotiomycetes; Eurotiales; Aspergillaceae
Source: RefSeq, a predicted model, not a curated record
AUGUUCCUACAGGAUGCGCAGGGAAAAGUGCUUCAGUAUGGAAUUACUGCUGCCUGCGGUGCUGGGUUUCUUCUCUUCGGCUAUGACCAGGGUGUUUUUGGUGGCCUCCUGGACAAUGAACCCUUCCUGAGGACCUUCGGCUUUCCGGGGGCUACGAUCCAAGGUCAGAUCGUGGCAACAUACGAUAUCGGCUGCAUUACUGGGACACUCGUGUCCAUGUAUGCCGGCGACAAACUGGGUCGCAGAAGAUGUAUUCUCAUCGGCUGCGCGAUUUUGAUCAUCGGUGCAAUCCUCCAGACGGCGUCAUAUUCCCUCGCGCAGAUGAUUGCCGGCCGUGUGGUCGCGGGGAUCGGAAACGGAAUGAAUACCAUCGCUAUACCUAUCUGGCAGGCAGAAACUGCGCAGCCGAAAGAUCGGGGCAAACUCAUCGUUUUUCAGCUGGUCACGAAUAUUUUUGGCAUUGUGAUCACAAAUUGGAUGAACUAUGGCUUCACCUUCAUUCCGCACUCAGAUGUGAGCUGGCGGUUUCCUCUGGCAUUCCAGUGCUUCUUUGCCAUCAUCACCAUUGCCCUAGUCCAUGUCACACCGGAGUCGCCUCGGUGGCUUAUUAUGAAGAAUCGUGUUGGGGAGGCACAAAACAUUCUCGCUAGGCUGUUAUCAAAGCCGGAUAAUGAUCCUUUUGUUACCAAUGAGAUUCGGAAUCUAGUUGCUGCUGUUCACCAUGAGGCUGAGGUGCAGGAGUCGGUUGCCCUGAAAGAAAUUCUGACUUGGAAGAGUAAGCAGCAAACACUUCGCCGCAUGCUUCUGGGAGCUGGUACCGCAUUCUUCCAACAGAUGGGAGGUACCAACGUUAUUGCAUAUUACCUCCCCGUGGUUCUUACACGAUCAGUGGGUCUAAGCAGUCGCAUGGCUUUGAUCUUGCGAAAGAGGCUAAUGAUCAUGGGCGUCGCUGCCAGUAGCGUUUGCUUUGCUCUUGUUGCUGUGGGCUUGCGAUAUGGUGGCCCAGACAACAAGGGGAUGUCGAUCAUGGCUGUGGUUUUCAUUUUUGUCUACUACGUCUUCUACGGAAUGUCGCUGCUCUCGAUUCCCUAUAUAUACCCUGCCGAGAUCAAUUCUCAGAGAAUGCGCAACAUCGGCACAUCCUUUGCCACCACUGUCAAUUGGCUUUUCGUCUAUGUUGUUGUUGUGGUCACCCCUACCGCCAUCCAAAAUAUCCAGUGGCGGUAUGAUAUGCUCUACGCCAUUUUCAACUUUUGCUUCAUCCCACUCAUUUACUACUUCUACAUUGAGACUGCGACAUUAUCUCUUGAACAAGUUGAUCGGCUCUUUGAAAUCAAGCACAAUGCAGGAAAUGACAUGAGUUGGGCAGACGCAACGCGGAUCGCUCGUACUGAGAGUGAUGAUUUGCAGGUUUGUGUGGAGAAGGAUGGCAUUAUCAAUGCAGAGCACUGCGAAAUUGCUCCCUGA